AUGUCGCUGUUGAGCUCAACAAAGAAGCCCUCUUCAAAGAGGACAAAAUUGCACACCUGGGAAGCCGGCUCCCAUGACUUGAAUAAGGAGCAGAUAUCACGCUACAGCCGUCAGAUCAUCCUCCCGUCCUUUGGCCCUGCUGCGCAAGCGCGGUUGUGCAAGGCUGCAGUGCUGGUCAUCGGCUCUGGCGGCCUUGGCUGCCCGGCCGCGCUGUAUCUGGCGGCCGCAGGCGUGGGCCGCCUGGGGAUCGUGGAUCAGGACGCGGUGGAGCUCAGCAAUCUGCACCGCCAGAUCGCGCACCGGGAGGCCUCUGUUGGCAUGCACAAAGCCGACUCAGCUGCGCAGGCCUGCAGCGGCCUCAACUCCUCCAUCCAGGUGGAUGUGCACCGAGAGGGAUUCACCGCGGCAAAUGCGGUAGAGCUGGCCUCGGCGUACGAUGUGGUUGUGGAUGCGACUGACAAUGCGGCCAGUCGCUACCUGAUCAGCGACGCGUGCGUCAUCGCGCGGCGGCCGCUCGUGUCCGGCGCUGCGCUCGGCAUGGACGGGCAGCUCACUAUCUACAACCAUGGCUCAGACGGGCCAUGCUACCGCUGCAUGUUCCCUGAGGCGCCGCGGCCAGAGAGUUGCUCACGCUGCUCCGAUGCUGGCGUGCUUGGGGUCGUGCCAGGCAUCAUUGGCACCCUGCAGGCACUGGAGGCUAUCAAACUGGCAUCUGGAGUGGGCAAGCCGCUGAGCAGAACCAUGCUGCUCGUUGACUCCAUGUCCAGCCGUUUCACUUCCAUCAAGCUGCGCGCUAAGAUGCCUGGAUGUAUCUCCUGCGGGGAGAAUCCUGACAUCACUGCACAGUCAUUGCAGCACUAUGACUACAGCGCUUUCACUGGAGCGCCCUCCAAUGAUGCGGCACCGGAGCCCCUGCAAUUGCUGCGCGAUGAGGAGAGAGUAUCUGCAGCAGAGCUGCAUGAGCUGCUGGAAGUGCAGCCGGAUAUGCUCCUCAUAGAUGUGCGGCCCAGGGAUCAGUUUGAAAUUGCCCACAUGCCAGGCUCAUGCAAUUAUCCCUUUGAUGAGACCAGGAAGGAGGCUUUUCAUGAGCACAUUGACGCCAUUGUCCAGAAGGCGAAGGAAGGCUGCGGCAGUGGGAGGGAGAAUGGGGAUGUUUCACGGCAGCAGCAGGCAGAAGACUCGAGAGGGGGCAGCCAGGGAGCUCCCCUGUGUGUUGUGUGUCGACGGGGAAAUGAUUCCCAGCAUGUGGUGCAGAUGCUUAGGCAGGGUGGAGUGAGAACAGCAGUGGACCUAGUGGGAGGGCUUGAAGCAUGGUCAAAACAUGCGAAAGUGGUCUUCCCAGAGUACUGA
This is a messenger RNA of Coccomyxa subellipsoidea C-169, 1350 nucleotides long. RefSeq lists its product as hypothetical. The record is from RefSeq and is a predicted model, not a curated record. The transcript has 9 exons. Bases 1 to 1350 code for a protein of 449 amino acids. Gene Ontology annotation, biological process: tRNA wobble position uridine thiolation. Gene Ontology annotation, molecular function: adenylyltransferase activity; URM1 activating enzyme activity; thiosulfate-cyanide sulfurtransferase activity. NCBI's taxonomy places the organism in Eukaryota, Viridiplantae, Chlorophyta, Trebouxiophyceae, Coccomyxaceae. Gene Ontology annotation, cellular component: cytosol; cytoplasm.